CCUCAUUAGACAGCAACAGAAGCAAGAGAGAGAGAGAGAGACUGGACACCUCAGUUCUUCAGCACAAAAGGAAGUGGGGUUUCACCAUGAACCGUAGUUUGGGGAUCGAGGCACAGGCUCGUCUCACAGACAUGUUGGAGAUUACUGCCCAGAGCCUGGUGCACAUGGAAGUAGCAGACCACUACCAAAUCAUCAAGGAGCUGGGCAAGGGGAAAUAUGGCCAGGUGGUCCUGGUGAUGCACAGGCAAAGAGGGACCCCGAUGGCUCUCAAGCUACUACCUAAAUCUAGCACCAAGCUCCAGAAUUUCUUAUAUGAAUACUGUGUGGCACUCUCACUUUCUGCACAUCCUGCCAUCGUUGGUAUGUUUGGCAUUGCUAUAGAGUCCAACCAGCAUUAUGGUUUUCUCUAUGAAGCAGCCCUGCAUCGAGACCUUAUCUCCAUUAUCAAGCCCAAGGCGGGCAUUCCUGAGAAGGCAGCCAAGCUCUGUGCCAAGCAACUAGUAAGUGCAUUGGACUUUAUACACAGCCGGGGCCUGGUAUAUCGAGAUGUUAAACCGGAGAAUAUCCUGCUUUUCGACCGUCAUUGCCACUGCAUCAAACUGACAGAUUUUGGAUUGACCCGACCCCAGGGCACUCUGCUGCAGCUUGUGACUGGGGUCAUCCCUUAUACUGCACCUGAGCUAAGCCGUGGCACUGCUGGCACCCCAGGCCUACCCAUUGAUGCCAGCCUUGAUGCCUGGGCUCUUGGGGUAUUGAUCUUCUGCCUGCUCACUGGCUACUUUCCUUGGGAAAAGACUCUACCCGAGGAUUCCUUUUUUGACGACUUUGUGAUAUGGCAAGAAUCAGGUUCAGAUGAAGAUCUGCCAUUUCACUGGCGUCCUCUGUCUCAAGAUUGCAUUGCUAUGUUACAAAAUCUUUUAGCCCUGGAGCCUACCAAGCGGGGCCCCAUCCGCCAAGUACUCAGCUACCUGGAUCGGCCGUGGCGAGCAGACUUGGCUGCUAAAAAUGUCAUCUGAGCUGAAAUUUAUCUGACUGGCGUGGGGGUGGAGGGAGGCGAAAGAUCCCCCCAUUAUUAUGUAUUUACAAAAAAAAAAAAAAGGUAAAGAAAUUCUAUGCAUUGGGUAAUUUACAACAGUCCUCAAUGCAGUGAUGGGAUUCAGCUGGUUUGCAUUGGUUCAGGUGAACCAGUUGUUAAAUUACCCAUCUCCCAGUAUCAAAGUGGAUCCUGGGCACUGCGCUGCAAUGGAGAAAUGGGCAAUAGAGCAGCCUGUGCAAGGGAAGGAGAAGGCCGCUUUCCCUCCUCCUUCCCUCAUGCCUCAAGCUAUUGCUUAAAAGCAUUGUAAGCCGCCCUGAGUCUCCGGGGAAGGGCGGCAUAUAAAUCAAACUAAUAAAUUAAUAAAAUAAUAAAUAAAUGCCAGCUGCUCUAUUGCAGCGCAGCACCCAGAAACCACUUUGAUGGGGGGGGGGAGGUAAUUUAACAACUGGUUCGCCCAGGGUCAGGUUGGCCAUUGUGGGAAACUUGUCCUGCAUGUGUGGUGGAGCUGGAGGAUGGAGAUGGGCCACGCCUCCCACAACAGCCAACCUGACUCUGGGCAAACUGGUUGUUAAAUUAUUUGAAUUCCACCACUGCCUCAAGGUAUACCUUUUGAAUGGUUUGAUUUUAUUGGGAGAGUCUAAAUCAAUGCAUUUGAUCAUGUUUAAGACGAUUAUAAAACAUAAAGGUAAAUAUUUUUGUGUUAAUAAGUUGGAAUUUUAAGUAUGAAAAUAUAUCAUUUUCAUUUAACAAACUGUUACUUUAGACCUUGCUCCUAAUAAUAUAUAGUGAUUCUAAUCAUAUGUACUAAUAAGCCAGAAUGCAGUUUAUCUGGUUUCAAUUUAGGCUGACAUUGUGUUAUUGUGGUUUGUGAAACAUUGUUUAUAGUUUAGUCAAGAAGCCAUGCUUAAAAACCCAUGGCUUAGCACAAUAUGUGAACCUAGUCAACUACUGGUUUCAUACAUCGCAGUCAUACUUAUUUGACUUUCUGGCUUAAUUUGCUAUGGAUCCAAUCACAGUGUUUUUUUUUAACAGCAGAGAUGUAUAAGAAGACCCUCUCUAGCACAAUUACCAAAAUGUGUAUGGCAAAGUUUCAGGCCAGGAGUGACAAAAAGUGAAAAUUGGUAGUAUAAACACUAACAUAGAUUAUAGAGGUAAAAAGAUUCUCAGGCAGCCUCCUAUAAAUAAAUAUCAGGAAUACCCACCUCUGAUUAUUGUAGUUCUAAUUCAAUAGUACUCUGACUUUUAAACAAACAAAACAAAACAAAACAAAACAACAAAACAAAACAAAACAAAACAAUAAAACAAACAAAACAAAACAAAACAAAACAAAACAACAUAUUUUAAAAGUCAGGAUGCCAUUGAAUUAGAACUAUAUAUAUAUUAUGUUAUCCUAUUUAUUAUUUUUAUAAAUAACUCAGGGCAACUAAGAUAUCUAAUACUUUUUUUCUUCCUAUUUUCCCCAAAACAACAACCCUGGGAGGUAAAUUGGACUAAGGGCGUGAUUGUCCAAAGACAUGCAGCCAGCUGUCAUGCCUAAGGUGGAACUAGAGCUCACAGUCUCCUGAUUUUAACUUUGUGCUAUAACUGCUAGACAAAGGUUUCUCAAUCUUGGCAAAUUUAAGGGGGAUGGACUUCCAUUCCCAGAGUUCAGUUCAAGUAUCUUACAGUUGCCAUGGUUGUGAAACACACUAGUCCAACUCAGGCAUGGAUUCUACUUACCUUUAUUACUCUUCUGCGCAUGUGCAGAUGGUCCAUUAUGACGUUUGGGUGGGCGGGCAGAGCCUCCCGCUGUUCUACUACCGGUUCGCAAGAAUCGGACAGAACCAGGAGCAAUCCACCACUGGUCCAACUGAAUCUGUUUUUAAUUUUUCUUUCUAUCUUUUAAAUAUUUUUUUUUCAAAUGGUAUUUAGAGAGGUAGUUAUAUGAAUUGACUAGCUAACUAAUAUAAUAAUUGUGGUCUCACUCAUUUUACUUAAUUGCCCUGUUUACUGGAUCCUAGCAUGUAAAUGGAAAUUAUGGCGCAGAUAAGUCUAGUCACAAUGAUUUAGCACGAUGUGUUGAAUAUACUUGACUUCAAAAUUUAAUCUUGAAUAGGCUUGUCUACCUAAACCCAGUCACUUUGGGUUUACCAGCCAUAUUGACACAACAGGAGAGAACCCAUUUGUGAAAUUAUUUGUGUGUGUGUUUGUUUUUCUCAAACAAACCAUGCUUUUCCUAGAUUGACACUUUUGGAUUAGAUAAUCUUAGACCAAAAUGGUUACGAAUUAUAAUGCUGUGGCCCAAUAUUUCUAGAGAUUGAGAAUGGUUGCAUUAUAGAUAAUCUAGAGAUGUUGAUAAAUGUUUUUAGUAAUGUCAUUUUUUUUGCAGUUCGGUUAUACAUAUAUCAUGACAGUUAGGGACAGAGAUAAAUUAUUUUUCUAUUUUAAUUGUGUUUCUGAACUCUAAGGCAUUUUCAGAUCUUAUCUGUUCUCACAGUUACAGAGAAAUCUUUCUACAGGUUCUUCCAUUGUGCCUGCUAUCUUUCCUAUCUGCAUUAUGAAAGUAUAAUACCAUCCAUCCAUCCAUCCAUCCAUCCAUCCAUCCAUCCAUCCAUGUUUAUUGAACAAAUAUGUUUAUAUGGCUGUCCAACUCUCACAGAUGAUUCCAGGCAGCUUGCAACAUAAAAUCAUAAUAUGAAAACCAUGACCCAUUGACCCACCCAUUCCCAAUAGCAGCAGCAACACAAUAAGAUCAACCUCUUGACUGGGUGGGUUCAUUUCAAUUCAGGGCCACCAGGCCUGCUGACAAAAUCAUGUAUUUAGGGCCUUUUUGAAAAACAACAAGUAGGAACUAAUUGUUAUCUCUGGGGUAUUGAUGAUCCAUGGAGGAGUCACUAGCAAGAAGGCCCUUUAUUGUGGUCUCACUAGGUGUCUAUAUCUAAUAGAUGGGACCUGCAACAUGCCUUGCCUUACCAUCCUGAUGGGCCAGAUGGAUAUAAUGGGGGAGACCCUGUCCUUCAAAUGAUGUUUUUUCAAUACACAUUUUCCACUUACUUUUAUUGUUACUCUUUUUGCUUUGCAACAAAUUCCUCCAAAAGAUUAAUUAAAUAAUUACAUCACAAUGAAACACUAAUUAGGCAUAUUUUCCAGGAUUCAAGGCUUGGCUUGAGGAUUCAGCACCCCUAGCAGGCAAGAACCAAAUUCUUGACAUCCAGGAACUAAAAUCCAGGAAGCAAUGUAUUUUCUGCUGGGUUUGGAGUGUUUUCUACUUUAAUCCGUUGCCACCAAAUAGAGUGAAUUAUUGCCUCUGAUGAAAGUUAUCUUUACCAUACUGCUUGUUCUUCCAAGCAUUCUGAAUCAUUUCUACCUCAAUCUCCAGCAAUACCCCCAAAUGUUGGGGGUGGGGUAGCUUGUACCACAUCCAAACCUAAAGAAGAAGAACCUAAAACUGUUUCCAAGUACAAGAUUUAUUAAUGUAAACCCCACUAGUUUUCUUGACAAUGAUACAUAAAUGGUUUACCAAAUAUGUCUUCUAGAGUAUUUAUUUCAAUCUUCUUAUCAGAUACACAACCUUGAGAUUUCCUAAUGAUGUCUGUUCAAGUCCAAAUAAUGUCUUUUGAAGUCAGUCAGUGUCAAUGAGAGGCUGCCACGUAACUUUGCAUCCAGUGUAUAGUUCCUUAAUGGGAAAUGAGGACAGAGUCGUUUAGAAACAAAAUUGAUUGCUGUUUCCCCCACGAACACUAAAAAAGGUUAUUCCUGUCUCCAGUUAUACAAGCAACUGGAGACAGGGUAAUACUCUACUGUAUUAUCCCAAAGGUAUUGUCCUAAAUUGAAAAAGCACCUUUGGGACAACCAUGACCUGGAUGACUGAGAAACUCCAUAAGCACACUACUGUAUUACCCUCUACUGUAUUCUACUUUUAAGGGUUUUUGUUGUUGUUGUUGUUGUUAAGCUUUCACUGUAACUUCCUAUCUACUUGAUUCUCAGCUAAUCCUUCAGUUCAGGUUUCUCAGGCUGUCCGAUAAGAAAUCAAUGAGAUUCUAUGUAGAGCAGCAACCUCCAAACUUUUUUGGGCACCAGGGACUGGUUCUGUGGAGAAAGGUUUUUGCAUAGACAGGACAGGAUGUGGUUUUGGGUGCUAACUGCAUACUGCGGAUGGGGCUUCACUUGUUUGCAUGGAACGGUUGCUGGCAUGCUGUGGACCAAUGUUGGUCCAUGGACCAGGGGUGUGGAUCCCUGAUGUAGAGGGUAAGGAAGAUGAUCUUUAUGAAACUCUGAAAGAAGCAUUAUCUUGGCAAAGGGGGCUUAAAUAAGAUAACACUUGGAAGUUGCUCAGACACCUUUCUGAUUCAACAAUCUAUAAGAGGACAAAUAUAGCACAAUCCAACUUGCAUGAUUCUGCUACAAUAGCCAAUAUUAAUAGAAGCAAAUUUAGCCUUCCUGUGGAGAUGAUUUCCUCAUCUGAUCCUUCUAGUAUGGCUGACAGGCAGUGAUUAGGGACUAGAGGGAAACCAAGUGCCUGCAAAAAGCAACUAAAAGAGAAAAACAAAGGGGGGAAAAAAGUGCUGCCUUUUGAAAAAAGCACUUUUGAAGCAACUAUGAACUGGAUGACUUGAGAAGCUCCACAGACUGCAGCACGCAAAAAAUGUACAAAAAGAAUUGGGCAAAUUUCAGCCCGCAACCUCAGCUUCACCAUGCUAAGUACACAACUAGAAAUCUUGAAAGUCUAGGUUAGAGAUAGUCUCAAAGGUCCAAGCUCCAGACCUAAACCAACAUUAAGACGCCACUCGCUUGGAGGCUAACUGGAUUUAUUUAGCCGGACUCUGGCACACAAUGAGUUCUAACAGCAAAAUGCAGCAAAGAUGUAAAGUCAGCGCUGGAAGCAUCCGCAUCCCAGCACGUUUAAUCUGGGCAAACCACACCCUUCCACCAGUGCUGGCCUCGCCCCAUUGUCAGCUGUGCAUCAGCAUGCCUGAUUGGAUGUUGCCUGGUCGUUCCAUGGCCCAGAACAGCUGAUCAUCAGGCAGGAACAUCUGAUCAUCAGCCUGUCGCUGGAGCUCUGAAUCCAGACAGGCUGCUUGCCUUGCAUUGCCCCACCUCCCACUGCACAGCUGAUCUGCGGGUCAUCUUCUGCCGACCAGCUGGUCUUCGGCAUUCGUUGGCACACCACUGCAGCCUCCGUUCAUUGGCACACUGCUGUAGCCUCCUACACUCCCAUCACCAGUGCUCUGUCCCUCCCCCGGUAUGGCAAACUCCGGGGCUUCAGGGUUUGACAGACUGCUCUCUUCUACCAGGGCUGCACCUGGAAGACAGGAAGCAGAUUCAGUGAGUACAUAUGGCAACAGAUCAUCACACCCAACCUCCCAAAUCCCCCCUCCCUGGUUUGUGGGGAUGUUCCUUAAUUCCUUUUAAUCAGUCGGCCUGCCUGUAUAUCCACACUCGCCACCCAAGAGGCCUCCAUGAGGAGAUACUGUUUCCAUCAAACCAGGUAUUGCAGCUGACCCCUAUGUACUCAGGAAUCCAAUACCUGGUCGAUCUUGUAAUGGGUCUCCCCCACCCACCUCCACAGGGCCUAGUAAUGGUAACGUUGGUGGUUGAAUCGAGGCUUUUCUUAUAGGCUUCAGCAGACUGCCAUGAAACACUGGGUGUACUUUACCCAACAAUCAAGGUAGCUUUAGCUCCACUGUUACAGGAUUAAAUACCCACACAAUGGGGAAUGGGCCCAGGAACUUCGGCCCAGUUUCUGACAGAGGACCCUUAAUUCUAAGUACUUGGUCAAUAGGUACACCCUCUCCCCCAUUUGGAACAGCUUCUGUGGAACCCGUUUUCUAUCAGCCUGUACUUUUUGGGUUUCUGAGGCUUUCUGCAAGGCCGUUUUCAUGGCUCCCCACACUCCUGCAAGGUAUCUAUCCAUUGCUGUGGGCCAACAGGAGUAGGAGCUUCUCAAGGAUAUUCUGGUAUGGGAACAAAGUCUAUUCCAUGCACCACCUGGAAGGGGGUAAACCUCCUGCUGUUGUGGAUAGGGUUGUUGUAUGCCACCUCCGCAAAUGGCAGCAGCUCUGCCCAGUUGGAUUGUUGGUGACACCUAAGGUAUCAUUCCACUAUGGUGUUGGUCCUCUCUGUUGCCCUGUUAGUACUCGGGUGGACUGUCAAGCUUAAACCCUGGGAAGAACCUAUCAUCUGGACGAAUUCCCACCAGAACUUGGCUGUGAAUUGGAUCCCCCAAUCCCAAAUGUUCCUCUGCGGCAUGCCGUGGAGGCAAUAGAUGUCACAAGAACAGUUUAGCUUCCAUGCUGAUGGCAAACCGGGGCGAAGUACAAAAUGGGCCUGUUUUGAAAAUAGAUCGAUGACCAUCCAUAUGACAGUCUGGCCAUUGCUCUCUGGCAGCUCUACAAUGAAGUCCAUGGCUAUCUCCUCCCACGGCCAGGUUGGGAUGGCCACGGACUGUAAGAGGCCCGGUGGCUUCCCUGUUUAGGGUUUUGCAGUCGCACAGACUGGGCAGCUUUUGACAUAGUGUCCUAUUUCAUGUUGCAUCCUGGGCCACCAGAAUUGCCUUUUGACUAAAUGCAGGGCUUUAGGAACCCAAAGUGUCCUGCCUGUUUCACAUCAUGGCAGCUCCACAGUACCUGUGGCCUCAGGGCAUGUGGCACGUACAAUUUACUGCCUUUCCACACCAACCCAUCCCAUCGGAUAAGCAAUAUCCAGUAUUCCAGGAACCAAGGGUCGGUUAGUAGUUUGGUCUGUGAGCGAUUGAUCAAUUCAUCUGGGCUUACAACUGGCCACUGGGCUGAAAUCCACACGGCUUGUUGCAGUGAAAGGGGAAUGAUGGUGUGCACCACUUCCUCCUGGCGACUGUUGUAUUGCGGCAUCCUGGACAUGUCUGCCAGGAAGUUUCUUCCCCCAGGGCUGUACUUCAAAGUAAAAUGAAAGUGUUGGAAGUACUGCACCCGCCGCACCUGCUUGGAUGACAAAUGUGGAGCCUGGAGUGCCUUGAGGUUUUUAUAGUCCAUCCACACCUUGAAUAGCACUUUAUUUCCCUCCAGGAGGUGACACCAUGUCAUGAGGGCCCACCGGAUAACGAAAGCGUCUUUCUCCCAGAUGGCCCACCACCGUUCAUUGGCAUGCUGCUGCACUCUCUGGGUCUCCUACACCUAUCCCAGUGCUCUGUCCCUCCCCUGGUAUGGCAAACCCCAGGGCUUUAGAAUUUGACAGAUAGAUUGUUAUGGAGAAAAUCUAUUCUUUGUGGUCACCAUGCAUUGAAAAGGACUUGACAACACAUAAUCAAUCCAUUGACAAACCAAUCAGAUUGUAUCCCCAGCAAAAAUUGUAUUCAGGAACGGCUUUUAAAACUGGAACAGCUCGAUAACACCAAGCUACCUUUGCUUUGGACCAAGGAUUAGAUAAAGGCAGUAUCACAAGGAAAGGUCAUAAAAAAGAUUUGCUAGGGCAUGUUUGUGCUGGUUAGGAAGGAAAAAACAAAGUCAUGACCCUUGGCUCUGCAAAGAAGCAUUGCCUUGAUCAGGAAAGGAUCCAUUUGUCACACUUCCUGAUAUUUGCAUUUCCCCCAGGGAGAAUGAUACAGAACAGCCUGUUGAUAUCCAUUCACCAAAGAAGGAGAGAGGGAAUGGAAAAUGCUCUGAGAAAGAUGUCAAGGGUCUGGAAAGGGAUCUUGUCACCCUUGUCAUUCUUCCAUUGUAGCAGCUGCUGGAGCUGCAAAGCAGAGAAAAGGUGUUUGUAAAUAUGCUGGCCUGUUCGCAGCCAUGCUGCCUGCACAGUGGGAAGGCUACUGGCCUUAUGCCUGGAUCCGUGAAAGGGCAACACUUCGGCUAAUGCAGCAGGGUGGAUCUUGUAACAUCCCCAGAGAGGCAUCAAGUGGCUGCUAAGGGGGAGGGAAGGUCCUGGAAUGUGUUCCUCUUGAGGAUGGAAUAAAGAAAUAAUAAGGGUGAAGUAUCAAGAAAGUAGUAUAUAGAAAUUGCCUUCUUUUUAAAAUUAGUUUAUCCUUAUUAUACAUGGUCAUACAGUUCUCUAAGUAUGCUGCAAAAUUAAAAUAAAAAGUAUUAGAAUCCUAAUAUCCAGGAUUCUAUACAGUCUACACUCAGCCUUAGCAACUUUAAGGUGCAGAAUAAUAAUUUUAAUAAGGUGGUUUAAUAAGAUGAUUCUUUAAGCAUCACUGUCUGGGGAAUUGAAAUUCACAUAUUUUAAAGUUGUCAAGAUUGAGAAAAUAGUGAUCUGUGCAUAUCUCAGCAAAAAAAUAUAGAUACAUACAAUAGGAAGAUGAAAUACCAACAGGAAUCUGCACAUCCAACUGAGAGAGAAAUCUGUUCCAGCUUCCUUCCCUAAGUUCCUACAUUCCUGAUCCAAAAAUGUAAAGUUGUUUCCUUCAGUACUAUUAUGACAAUUUGAUUCUGGUUUGAGUAGCAUCUGUGUGUAGAAUCUCAAGGAGACUGACCAUUUCCUAUGGACACGUAGUGAUAUUUUGCACAGUAUCUGCAUUGUCAUUUUUCCAUUAAGUCACAAUUUUUAGUUCAAAUACAGUUGCAAAAUAUGUGUUCCGGAAUGACCCAUAACUGAUCGAGAAACCUAAAACAAAUGCAGCUAUUUCAGUCUCUUUUUCAUACAUUUCACCUUACAAGAGGAAUAAAAGCAUUUAAAAUACAAAGCAGAGAGGUAAAAUCUUUUUUGAACAGAGAUUCACACUUGUAAACUUUACGGACACAUUCAGGCAAUUUUCUUAACAAUGAUGUUGUUGGAAGUUAUUUACCACUGGCCAGAUAUUUUUUUUAAUUUUUAAAUCCUUUCAACAGUUUUGAAUUUACCUAGUGAUGUCCCAUACAAUCUCUAUCCCUAUCACACUGAUUCCAUACACACUUCAAACAGCACAUGGAAAUUUAUCUUCAUCUAUGGGCACAAUGCUUCUUUUUCAUUACUGAGAUAAAUCUUGAUGGUCCCUAAUGACACCUGCACAAGCUGUUAUUAAAGUCAUAACAUUUUUCUAGUGAGAAAACUAAUGACUUCCUUAAUGUCACAUAGUUUAAGGAAACAAAAAUUAUCAGAUGACAUUCAGCUCCCCCCCCACCCACUAUGUUGGGCUACUAAAGCAAAGUCCAUUGAUGUCACAGGCAGUAUUUGAUACAACCACCUUAUACCCUGCAUAAUGUUAAGUGCACAGUUGGAAACCUGUCUGGAUUUCUCUUCGAUGUUACCUAAUGUGCUGCUUAUUUUGAUCCAAGAUGAUGACACAGUAAAAAUUGAUACGUAUCUCAUAAACAGUCAUAGAUAUUUUUUUCAAAGUUUUCCCACUUCAUUUAAUAAUCAUAAAACAUAAAAACUGAAAAAGAAAUGUUUGAUUUUAACCUACAAAAUUAGUGGGAUCUUUUUACUUUUCUGAGUCGUUCUACUGAUAAUUGUUACCAUUUACUUUUGAAGAUUACAGCUGACUGUAUUUCAAGAAAUCAUACUUAAAUGAAUUGUACUUUAUUCUAGUUGAAAAUGGGAUGGCCAAAAUGCACAAGAAUCAAUAAUAAAGUACCCAGAUAACUGGUCAUUAAGCAAAUCAUGUGACCACAAUGGUGGUAUGAUGGUUGCAGUCAGGGGUGGGUUUUAAAUUUUUGUACUACCGGUUCUGUGGGCGUGGCUUAUUUUGAGGGCAUGGCUUGUGGGGAGUAAUGUGACUGGGUUGGCAUGGCCAACUUUUUUUUUUAACUUUUAAAAGCAUUUUUUCUACAACCUUAAGAGGUUGCAGGAAAAAAUGCUUUUAGAAGCUUCUGACAAUCAGGCAAGUCAGCUGGGAUCACCAGAGGCUUUUAAAGGCAUUUUUUCCCUCUACAACCUCUUCAAAGAGGUUGUAGAAAAAAUGCUUUUAAAAGCCUCUGAGAUCCCAGCUGAGCCGCAUGAUCAUCAGAGGCUUUUUUAACUUUUAAAAGCAUUUUUUCAGCUGAAGAGGUUGUAGAAAAAAUGCUUUUAAAACUAAAAAAAAGAGCCUCUGAUGAGGUGGGCGGGGUAAGCGAGCAGCGACCGGGCCAGGGACCGGUUCGGGGGCGUCGCCAGCCAAUGUUAUUAUCAGUUCUCCGAACUACUAAAAAUUUUUACUACUGGUUCUUGCGAACCGAUGCAAACCGGGAGCAACCCACCACUGGUUGCAAUUUCAAAGACAGGUCAUAAUGGUCCUAAAUUGAGGACCACCUUUAUAUCCAUGGGUUUUUUUGGGGGGGAGGACAAGUGAAUGUUUUUCAGGGAUGCUUUUUAACCAGAUCUAGAAUUCCCUUGUCUUUUCCCACCCUAAUACUAACCAGGUUCAACCGUUUAACUUUUUCAAUAUCAUUCAGUUGACCAGGUGGUCAACUAAAAUUAGGGAAGGUUGCCAAAUUAAACUUGUAUGAAAAAAACUGCACACAUUUCUGCAGAAAAGCUAAGAUUGCAGGUACAACAGACCAAAAUUGUUCCAUUUUUAAAAAAGGUACAAAUGCACAUAACAAGGAGUGGGGUACCUAUCAUAUGUUGACAGCUGCAGUCCUGACUUUUCUUGAUCCCUCUUCUGCAUAACUUAAUAGGAUGAGAAAUACAUUGUUUUGCAUUUGGUCAUCCUAGCUGAAUUCCUGAUUGGUCCCAAUGUAAGCCUCUAGAAAUAUUUAAAGACGUACUGAAGACUUCUCAAAAUUAAUGACCUUGUUCUCCAGGCCCUUAGAAAACUAGUUUUUGGAGUUUGAUAAGAAGCAAUAGAUAGUCCAACCUUGGUUGAUGCAUUGUACAAAACAAUAAGCAAUGGCUUAUUUUAAAUCAGAUUUGUCAAUAAUAAUGCUAAGCCUUUAACUUUGGUUUACUAACUACAGUGGCUUGGUUUACAGAGCUGUAAGUCAUAAUUUGAUGUGUUUGGUUUUGACAAUGUCAGUCUAAGCUUUAAUGGUUUACAAGUCAUAAUUUAUGGCUUAAUGUUACGUAAGACACUCACCUACUACAGAGAUAAUAUUGGUCUGCUGUUUAAGGCUAUUUUAGUAGUGUUAUGUGAAUAUAAGCCUAGGGCUUUGAGCACAGAAUAGCUGGAUUUGUGUAAGAUGUUUAACUAAAUAAAAUGGUAUUUGUGCUUUUCAUGAUUCA
Pantherophis guttatus is the source of this 12109-nucleotide messenger RNA. RefSeq names its product serine/threonine-protein kinase SBK2. The record is from RefSeq and is a predicted model, not a curated record. Lineage: Eukaryota; Metazoa; Chordata; Lepidosauria; Squamata; Colubridae. Gene Ontology annotation, molecular function: ATP binding; protein serine/threonine kinase activity. Gene Ontology annotation, biological process: protein phosphorylation.